AUGAGUAAAAACAUAUUUAUUCAAUUAUCAAAUUCAACAAAAGAAUCGUCACAUUUCGAUGAUUUUGAAUAUCCUUUACAAUGUACAUUCGAUAUCUAUGGUUAUAAUGCGUUAUCGAAAACAUAUGAAUUCAUCUAUAACCGUCAAAUGAACAUACAAUAUGGUGCUUUAAUCGGUGGAUUAAAUCUGCAUUUGAAUAUCUUGAAUUGGCAAAAACAUCAUUAUAGAUUGUAUCUUAGUGCAAAAGAUAGAGACAGAAAAUUUAAAUGCAUCUCAUCUAUCACACUUACUCAACAUGGUUUAGUUGACGAAAAUAAUCCUAAGCAUCUUAACACAUUCCUGUUAGAGAUUGAUGGUUAA
This is a messenger RNA of Adineta ricciae, 360 nucleotides long. Lineage: Eukaryota; Metazoa; Rotifera; Eurotatoria; Adinetida; Adinetidae. The record is from the annotation of a GenBank genome assembly.